AUGUACGAUUAUGUUGUCGUGGGAGGUGGUACCGCUGGUGUUGCUAUUGCCGUCCGCCUUAGCCAAGGCCUUCCCUCUGCCAGCAUUCUCCUGAUUGAGGCUGGCCCCAUUGUGUGGGAUGAGCUAAAGAUUAAUGUUCCAGGCAUGAAGGGCUCUGCACUGGGUGGCAAGUACGACUGGAAUUUUACUACAGUCGCCCAGUUGAGUGCACACAAUCGGGUCUUCCCAGUAAACCGUGGCAAGGUGCUCGGUGGGUGUUCAGCUCUUAACCUGAUGACCUACAAUCGUGCGGUGGUCAAUGAGUACGAUACGUGGGAGGACCUCGGCAACACAGGGUGGAACUGGCAGAACAUGAUGGCUGCCAUGAAGAAGUCGGAGAACUUCACCGGUACCAACACUGCGACCUAUGGUUCCCCAUCCGGUGUAGGCGACAGUGGUCCCGUCCAUGCUGUGGUCAACCGCUUCGUUCCUGAGCAACAAGAUACCUGGAUCCCCACUAUGAAUUCGCUAGGCAUCGCUCACAACCCGAGCUCGCUUGACGGCGACUCACUAGGUGUGAUGUACCAACCGAGCAGCGUCGACCCCACCCACUACAACCGAUCGUACAGUGCCAAUGCCUAUAUGCCCCUAGCCGGCUCGAAUCUCUACAUUCUCAGCGAGACCACUGUGGCUAAAAUCGACUUUUCUGCAGACAGUGGUAGCCAGCGCGCGACCGGCGUCACCCUGCAAAACGGAACUACCAUCGCAGUUCGCAGGGAAGUCAUCCUAUCGGCCGGUGCCGUCCAGAGUCCGGUCCUGCUUGAGCUCUCGGGUAUUGGCAACGCUACUCUCCUGUCCGCCGCUGGAAUAACGACGAUCAUCGAUCUCCCUAGCGUUGGCGAGAACUUGCAAGACCAUCUGCGCGUCAUGACCUCCUACCAGCUGAAGUCUAACUACUCUUCGCUUGACCUUUUUAAAUACAACGCUACUUAUGCCGCUGAGCAGCUUUCUCUUUGGAAUGACGGCCAGUACUCGCGGUACGACUACACCGGCAGUGCCUUCGCUAUGCAAACCUGGAACCAGACACUCGGUAGUGACGCCACACUUGUGAGCCUGGCAGAGCGGGCUAUUUCAGACGACGCCGGUGUUGUGCAGAAGAAGAAGUUGGAACUUCUGUCCGAUGAUUUAGUUCCCCAAAUCGAGAUCAUCUUCUCCGAUGGAUACACAGGUUUUAAAGGUUACCCUUCUAGCGAUUCGCCACUUUUUGGAAAGAACUUUUUUUCACUCCUUGCCGUCAUUAUGCACCCCCUAAGCCGCGGUAGUAUACACAUCGACCCGAGCGCCCCAUCGGGAAAGCCUAUCAUUAAUCCUAAUUAUCUAUCAAAUGACUAUGAUCUGGAAGCUGUUACCCAGGCUGCCAAAUACAACCGCAAAAUUGCACAGACGGCGCCGAUGAACGAGUUGUGGGAUAUCGAGUACGAGCCCGGCCUGUCUACAGUGACCACAGAUGCAGACUGGAAGGAUUAUGUCCUCAACACUACCCUCAGCAUUUAUCAUCCUUCGGGUACCUGCUCUAUGCUUCCUAAGGCCGAUGGAGGUGUUGUCGACUCUAAUCUGACUGUUUAUGGAACCACCAACUUGCGCGUCGCAGAUGCUAGCAUCAUUCCUCUUCUCAUUUCUGGCCAUCUCCAGACAGCCGUAUAUGGUAUUGCCGAGAUCGCUGCCGAAAAAAUCAUUAGCGCCGCAUGA
Molecule: messenger RNA, 1728 nt
Organism: Grosmannia clavigera kw1407
Lineage: Eukaryota; Fungi; Ascomycota; Sordariomycetes; Ophiostomatales; Ophiostomataceae
Product: choline dehydrogenase
Exons: 2
Coding region: 1-1728 (575 amino acids)
Biological process (GO): secondary metabolite biosynthetic process
Molecular function (GO): flavin adenine dinucleotide binding; oxidoreductase activity, acting on CH-OH group of donors
Source: RefSeq, a predicted model, not a curated record